Ilex paraguariensis (yerba mate) is the source of this 1385-nucleotide messenger RNA. The record is from the annotation of a GenBank genome assembly. Lineage: Eukaryota; Viridiplantae; Streptophyta; Magnoliopsida; Aquifoliales; Aquifoliaceae.
GAGCUUAGCCCUGACGUCAAACAACUGAACAAGGCAACAAGGCUAGUCGUGUGCUGUGAAGCACCGCCUUUCUCCGAUCCUUCUUAUAUAUUGCGUCUCUCUCUCUCUCUCUCCUGUGAUUUGGCCCUAGACGUAUUUGUCUUCGAUUUCGAGAAGAAUGGGAGGGCCAUUAACGAGAUACCGAAUGCUAGGUCUAAGAGAGUCCCUAUCUGAAUCGGAUCAGUAUUCAAUUGCCUGCAAACAACUGUGCUUCAUUCUGAGAAUCGCUUACUCCAAAGUCGAGAAAAUUCUCCGGUCUCUCAUCUUCCAGGACAUCCUCACCGCCUUUCGCCUCCUUCCACAAAUGCAGACACAAGCAGCCGUUUCUGCGGCUAAACUCCUCCUUCAGAAUGCAGAGGCUGCAUUGCCAAUCCAAAUGAAGGUUCUGGCUGUAAUGGAGUUCAAACAUGCAAUGGUUGCGUGUAAGAGGCGAUGUGAAGCCCGACAGGAGGAAGAAUGUUUGGUUCAACUUCCUCCAGAUGUUCUUCUGCACAUCUUCAGUCUCGUAGAUUGGAGAUCUUUAGCUUCUGCUGCGGUAGUCUGCCGGUCAUGGAACACAGCAUCAAGUGACAACUCUCUGUGGCAUUUGCAAUAUGUUGCUUGCUUUGGUAAUUUAGAUCCUAGAAGUGGAGAAAGGGUUGAGAAGGAGGAGUUUAAACGUUUAGAAGAGGACGUUGCUGCUGGAGUUUGUACUGACUGGAAAGAUGCCUUUAAGAGAGCAUAUACAGGCCUUCUUUUCAAGAGAUUUACAUUUAGGGGCUACUGCAGUUGCUGUGAUGCAAUAGUCUGGCUCAGUAACAUGACAUUUUACUAUUCCUUUGAACCCUGCGCACCAUAUUGUCAAGAACACGAAAUCAAGCCUCUUAUCAACUCAGCAGAUUGUUGAAUACGUUAUUUAUUUUGUCCCUCCACCUACUGUCUAUUCGGAAGAUAAUAAUAGCGAUAGUGAGGCAGACGAAGUGUCCCUCUCCAAGUUUUGGGUCUACCCCUGGUGAACUAGAAUGCGUGAUAGUGAUUCAAAUGAAUGGGCUAUCCCCAAGUUGUUGCCUUACCCCAGUAUGUUUGAGUUCACAUGGUACAGUUUUUUGCAGGAGUUAUUGCUCAUAUUGUGGGUGCCAUAAUAUUGGAGUUGAGUAACUUGUUCGAAUAGAACUUUGAUUGUUGUCUCGUUCCUGGUUUUCCUUUCAGGGAAUGAGAAAACUGGUAUAUUGGCUAGCACAGGUUUGCGACUUGCAUCGUCAAUAGAAUAUCUCUGGAGCUUCUGCGAGUCCUAUAAAAUUCUUCCUAAACCUAUAUUAAAAACUGAGUUAACUAUCUCUUUAGAUCUGAACUAUAUCAUUUUGUGU